This is a messenger RNA of Arabis nemorensis, 612 nucleotides long. NCBI's taxonomy places the organism in Eukaryota, Viridiplantae, Streptophyta, Magnoliopsida, Brassicales, Brassicaceae. The record is from the annotation of a GenBank genome assembly.
AUGAAUUCUGAUAUUUUCGGUGGGGUAGACGCUAUAGUUAAGUACGUCCUCGAAGGUCAUGAUAGAGGAGUAAUCUGGGCUUCUUUUCAUCCCACCCUUCCUCUCAUCGUCUCCGGUGCAGAUGACCGCCAAGUAAAGCUGUGGCGUAUGAAUGAAACUAAAGCUUGGGAGGUGGACACAUUACGAGGCCACAUGAAUAAUGUUUCAUCUGUAAUGUUUCCAUGCAAAACAGGACAUCAUUCGGGACAUGAUAACGGUAUGAUUGUGUUAAAACUUGAGAGAGAACGUCUUGCAUUUGCUUUGAGUAGUGAUUCUUUGUUUUAUGAAAAGGAUAGAUUUUUGCGGACUUUAUCAUACAGUCCGACAGAAAAUGCAGUUUUGAUCUGCUCAGAUCUGGAUGGUGGUUCAUAUAUGUUGUACAUCAUACCGAAAGAUAACGUUGGCAGGAGUGACGUUGUGCAAGAUGCAAAGAGAGGGACAGGUGACUUCUCAUGUCCUUACUGCACCGCCCGGUUUGUACUAAGCGAGGAAGGAAACAUCUGCACGGUCUAUGAUGUUGCGGUCAUUAGCGCAGACACAUCUGGUUUGCUAUGGUCUCCUUCUCUAGUCUAG